AAAUCCACGUCCACCAUCGCCGCAAUCACUCGACAUUGAUACAACAACCCUGUCAGAUCCACAAUUCCCAUACCACAAUGAGCGACGCAUCAACACCGAAGCCCAGCAGCAGCGUCAAGCUCGUCUUGCUGGGAGAGGCCGCCGUAGGAAAGUCAUCACUGGUCUUGCGCUUCGUAAACAACGAUUUCCAGCCCAACAAGGAGCCCACAAUUGGCGCCGCCUUCCUCACAAAGAAGAUCUCGCUCCCUGCCCGCACCAUCAAGUUCGAGAUCUGGGAUACCGCAGGCCAGGAGCGCUUCGCCUCGCUCGCUCCCAUGUACUACCGUAACGCACAGGCCGCCCUCGUUGUCUACGAUCUGACCAAGCCGUCUUCGUUGGUGAAGGCUCGCCACUGGGUCGCCGAGCUGCAACGUCAGGCCUCACCAGGCAUCGUCAUUGCUCUGGUCGGAAACAAGUUUGAUCUGUGCGGUGAGGAAGGAGAGGAUUCUGAGGAGCAGGAUGCUGCCGCAGGAGACGACGAAGACGGUGCAGACGCAAGGAAAGUAAGCACGCGCGAGGCCAAGUCAUACGCCGACGAGGAGAACCUAUUGUUCUUCGAGACAUCGGCAAAGAACGGCACCAAUGUUACAGAGGUCUUCACCGCCAUCGCCAAUGCUAUUCCCGAGACAAGCCUGAAGGGUCCUCGAGGAGGCGCCGCUGCUGCAAGAGCUGGUGCUGGUGACGCUGUCGCCCAAGGUCAGGAGUCACGGGUCAACUUGAACAGCCUUGGAGCUGGUAACGCAAAGGAGGGAUGUGCUUGCUAGUCCGCUCUUUUGCUGCUUCUGUCCUUUAGUGUACUGUCUUGAGCCAACCUCGAUGCCGGUAAGCCUCUCGUUGUCAACUUGGUGUAGCCUUCGCACCGUCGUCGGCAGCGCUUUUCGCCGUGCUUGAGAAUAAGGACGUUCUGUUCCUGGCGUUUUUAUUCCGAUCAACUGCGAGAUCGGACCGUUCUUUUUUUUGCUUGGUCUUGUUGAUAUCCACAUUGAGUCUUGUCAGGAGGGUCUUCUUAAC
This is a messenger RNA of Aureobasidium subglaciale EXF-2481, 1050 nucleotides long. RefSeq lists its product as uncharacterized. The record is from RefSeq and is a predicted model, not a curated record. Bases 78 to 803 code for a protein of 241 amino acids. The transcript has 2 exons. Lineage: Eukaryota; Fungi; Ascomycota; Dothideomycetes; Dothideales; Saccotheciaceae. Gene Ontology annotation, molecular function: GTPase activity; GTP binding.